AGUCUAGUGUAGUCUAGAAAGAAAGAAAUGGCUCCUCCUCCUCCUAAUAAGCAAAUCUACUACUACUCAUCCCCCAUUAAUGUCUCUGCAGCUUAUUGCCUAAUUUUAAUAAUGUCAUCGUCUCUGAUCUCUCAAUCCCAUAGCUCCUCGCCGGAUAAUGUUGAUGAUGAACCCCCCGCCGCCGCCGGUUCUUCCGACGAGGUUAGUUUCCGGCGGCCUACGACGGCAUUCGAUGAGGAAUAUUUGGAUGAUGGAGAGAGAGUUAGUGUGUCCUUGUACUACGAGUCCCUCUGUCCCUACUGCGCAAACUUCAUUGUUCAUAAGCUGGUGAGGUUGUUUACCACAGAUAUUGGGUCCAUUGUCAAUCUCAGGCUCAUCCCUUGGGGUAACACCCAAACAACCACUAACAACGCCGCCUGGAUUUGCCAGCAUGGCAGUGAUGAGUGUCUGCUGAAUCUAGUGGAAGCCUGUGCCAUCAGUUCAUGGAAUAAUAUGGAGGUGCAAUUCAGGCUGGUAUAUUGCAUAGAGCGUUUGCAUCUAGAGAACAGACAUAGUGAAUGGGAAUCUUGCUUUUCUGGAACGGGAUUGAGUGAGGCUCCAGUUAGGGAUUGCUUAAGCAAUGGAGUUGGAACCUUUCUAGAGGAGGCAUAUGGUGCUGAGACAGCUAAUCUUAACCCCACCCACAGGUUUGUGCCAUGGCUUGUGGUGAACAAUCAGCCUCUUCAAGAAGAUUAUGAAAACUUUGAAUCAUAUAUCUGCCGAGCGUACAUGGGAAGCAGAACUCCAGAGGCUUGCAAGCAGUCAUUAUCAUCCGCAGUCAAUAUGGUCAAGAAAACGAGCAGCACCCCUCCUCGGGUCUGUGUUCGGGAAUAACAUGUUCUAGACUUGUUUUUUACGGAGUAUUUUUUUGAGUGAUAUGCGAAGUACUCCCACCGUCCCCCUAAGAUGUUCUCAUUUUGACUUGUGGUUGUUAAGGAGAGUGUAAAACGGGUGAAAGUUUACCAUAAUAUCCUUAAUGAAAUAUGGAUGGAGUGUAUUAAAUGAGGUGGGUGAGGUGUAAUAAAUAAAGUAAGUGGGG
Messenger RNA from Cuscuta campestris, 1078 nucleotides. The record is from the annotation of a GenBank genome assembly. NCBI's taxonomy places the organism in Eukaryota, Viridiplantae, Streptophyta, Magnoliopsida, Solanales, Convolvulaceae.